UUGGACAGAAAUCUAAACAAAGUUCCUUAAACGAGCAAGGGCGAUAAGCUGUUACAUUUAAAAGCAAUUUUCGCUAUUCUUAUCUUUUGAAUUGAACAUUCGCAUUUAUAAAAGAUUAGUGUUAUUGUUGUUGACGUCUAUACUAAACUUGGGGCUCUCUCAUAAGACUCAACAGUGUACAGUUGUAACGAGUGAUGAAUGGAGUUCCCAAAGCUUCCCCCUCAUGCCGGGCCAGUGUUAUCUAUAGUGGACAUGCACACAGGUGGAGAGCCACUGCGCAUUAUCCUGAGUGGGUAUCCAGAGGUCAAGGGGGACACAAUCCUUGCCAAACGGCGCUAUGUGAGAGAGCAUCUUGAUCAUCUUCGCAAGGUUUUAAUGUUUGAGCCCCGUGGUCACUACGACAUGUAUGGGGCUCUGCUGGUCAGAAGCGAGUUGCCAGAGGCUGAUCUCGGGGUCUUGUUCAUGCACAAUGAAGGGUACAGCACCAUGUGCGGUCACGCUGUCAUUGCACUCGGGCGGUAUGCAGUGGAUUAUGGUAUGAUUAAGGCGCCCACUUCACCAGAGACACAGAUAAAUAUACACUGCCCCUGCGGCUUAGUGAAGGCUUUCGCACAGUAUUCUGAUGGGAAAACUGGGGCUGUCAGAUUCCACAGUGUCCCAGCCUUUGCUUUUGCUACAGAUGUGAGUGUCUCUGUUCUAGGAUAUGGGUCCAUCACUGUGGAUAUAAGCUAUGGUGGAGCUCUUUAUGCUUUUGUGAGUGCUGAGAAAUUUGGAUUGGAUGUCAGCAAGUCCAAAACCAGAGAUUUAGUGGAUGCAGCCACUGCUGUGACAAAUGCUGUGAAAUCCCAGGUUAAACUGCACCAUCCUGUUAGUGAGGAUUUGGCCUUCCUCUAUGGAACAAUCCUUACUGAUGGCAAAGAUGCUUUCUCUGAAGAGCCCACUGCCAAUGUGUGUGUGUUUGCUGAUGCACAGGUGGAUAGAAGCCCAACUGGGUCAGGGGUCACUGCUCGCAUUGCUCUUCAGUACCAUAAAGGCCUGAUCGGGCUGAACCAGACCAGAAGUUUCCAGAGUGGAGCUACAGGAUCGGUAUUUACAGGGAAAGCAAUAGAGGAAACCAUGUGUGGGGACUUCAAGGCUGUGAUAGUGGAGGUCGCAGGUCAUGCUUACUACAGUGGAGUGGCCAGCUUUACACAGGAGAGCGAUGACCCCCUGAAUGGAGGCUUCCUCCUGCGCUGAGUCAUUUGAUCAUAAGGUUACAGCAUAGAUUUCUGCGUGAAUGCGGAUAGGAUGUUAAGACUACAGUCUCUUGUGUGAGUUAAGAUAUAUUUACUGUUACGGCCCCUUUUAGGCCAUAUUGGUUUUUCUUUUGUGUUUGUAUUCUGUGUGGCAGAUUGGUGGUGAUUGGAGUCGUUUGGCUCAUCAA
This is a messenger RNA of Myxocyprinus asiaticus (Chinese sucker), 1423 nucleotides long. RefSeq names its product trans-L-3-hydroxyproline dehydratase. Gene Ontology annotation, molecular function: hydro-lyase activity. The record is from RefSeq and is a predicted model, not a curated record. The coding region runs from base 199 to 1236 and encodes 345 amino acids. The transcript has 6 exons. Lineage: Eukaryota; Metazoa; Chordata; Actinopteri; Cypriniformes; Catostomidae.